AUGCGUUCAAUCGUUUUCCUGGCUGCACUUGCGGCACAAGCAUCUCGUGUACUGUCUGCACCAUCCACGGCAUGUGCUCAGGUCGGCGCUGCGCUUGCGAGGAAUGGCACGACGGAUCUCGCAGGGAGCACCAAGAUUGAUGUCGAUACGGCACAUGCUUGUCUGACAUCCGUACCACUGGACACCGAAGGCGCCGCUUCUCAGCUCUCCGGCCUCAAAACCCUCCUCAACUUCCACUCCGAUCUCGUCUACUUGAGCAAGCCACCAGCGGGAUGGCUCUACAACAGAGUAGACCUCCUUGCUAGCUUGGAGGCCAUGUCGGCCAAUGUGUACUCUGGGGGAUACGAGAAUGAAUACGCCUUACAAUUGGAUAUUUACAAUUUGAUGACAUCGGCAUACGACUUCCAUCUGAUCUACAUACUUGACAUUCUCAACGUCUUCAGGUGGUUUAGGAAUGCGUUUCUCGUCAGCGUCUCAACGGAUGGUUCAAAACUUCCAAACCACGUCUUUCAUUCCAGCAACGUUGAAACGUGGCUGAACGAGUGUGCUGCGUUCAACCCGUGGGACCACGAUGCAGAUGCGAACUACAAUGCUGCGUUCUUCAACGUGCCGGCAACAGGCAACCGACAGACCGGCCUUGGCGCAUCCUUCUCGCAGUAUCUGUACCGUUUCCCCGGCAGUCAAACCGUCUUAACUUUCGCCAACGGCACGAGCAAGACCAUCAACUCGUAUGCCACCCUGACAGACGGGCUCGACUUCACCAACGUCACGCACGGUAAAAGCUUCUUCAACAAGUUCUGCUCCGGGCCUGCACCAAGCUCUAGUGCAGUGGCCAGUCGCCUUCCCAGCUCGACGCCUUUUGCCAGCUUGAGCAUUGCUCCUGCUUCGAGUGAGCCUGCCAUCGCGAGUGUGACCUUUGCCGCAAGCAGCGCUGUUACAACCAACAACAUUUAUACGCCCUUGGCGAGCUCGGCCUCUCUACCACCGAUCCCAUCAUUUUAUCCGCAGCCUGCUGUCCUUGCUCCCGAUUACUCGAUCGCUAGCUACUUCCCUGAGGAGCAGAAGGAUCUAGCUGUUGCUACCAUUCCGACCUUUGCCCCAGCGUCAGGCAAAUACAUCUUUCAGAACAAGUUCAGAACCUUCCUCGCCACGGCAAAAGCUCUCGGUAAAACAAGGCUCAUUUUGGAUCUGAGGGCAAAUGGCGGUGGGAGCGUUGCGAAUGGGUUCAGUCUCUUCAAGAUGCUCUUCCCCUCAAAAGUGCCAUUCGGUGCCAGCAAUCUCGCAGCGUGGCCCCUCUUGGACGCACUCGGACAGGUCGCUUCUGAGCCGGACAUCCAUGGACUUCUCAGCAAGGCCUCUUACGAAGAGGAUCUCACUGUGACCAAUGACGACUAUGACUGGUGGGAGGAUUUCUACGGUCCCGUCCAGCACCAUGGAGGUGAUUUCACAAACGUCCGCCGAUACAACUUCUCGAGUCCGAACAAUAUUCUCGGCCCUCCUAUUUAUGGAUAUAUCAAUGACACCAACCCGCAACUGCAGACGUUCGAGUGGGAGAACGUGGUCGUGCUGUCUGACGGCUUCUGCGGCUCCACUUGCGCUGUCUUCGCCGAGCUCCUCAAGACACAAGCUGGAAUCAAGUUUGUCACAGUCGGCGGACGGAAGCAGAACGGGCCAAUGCAGGCAGUCGGUGGCUCCAAGGGCUCCAAUGACCAGCAGCUUCAGACACUCGUGGACCUUACCCAAACGACUUACGAGGAAGCUGACAAGGAGCAACGUGCCCUUUUCGAGCCAUACCUCAAAGACGGAUUGCAGGUAUCAGCUCAGCAAGUGCUCAAUCGGCGCUCCUCCCUCAACCCAGUAGGCAAUGUCAAUUUCCAGAACAGUUUGCGCAAAGGGGACGACACCUACACCCCGCUGCAGUUCGUCUACGAGGCCUCUGAUUGCCGCUUCUUCUACACAGCAGAGAUGAUCUUCUCCCAACAGCUAGUCUGGCAGCAGACCUACAAUCUCAGAUGGGGUAACGCAACCUGUGUCCCCGGAUCUUCUAACCAGCCCUCAGCUACGAGCGGCUUUGACACGAGCUACAUCAACGCUUCGCCGCCGGACACUGCGAAGAACUUCUUCGGAGCGGACAUCACUUGGUCGUACCCUGGAGCUCUGAAGGGUGGUUUGUCGAAUUCGUCGUCUGCUUCUCCAAGUUCUAUGCCAAGCUCUGGCGCUCCCAGCGCCCCGGCCCCAAGUGCGACAGGCUCUACAGGAGGUGCGGCGUCUAUCGCUGGGGCUGGAUCAGGGGUUGUCUACUUGGCGGCGGCGGUGGCAGGUUUGCUGUCAUUCUAG
Messenger RNA from Saxophila tyrrhenica, 2337 nucleotides. RefSeq lists its product as uncharacterized. The record is from RefSeq and is a predicted model, not a curated record. Bases 1 to 2337 code for a protein of 778 amino acids. The transcript is spliced from 11 exons. Lineage: Eukaryota; Fungi; Ascomycota; Dothideomycetes; Mycosphaerellales; Extremaceae.